AUUUCCUCGGCGCCCCCGCGGCGGCGCGGCUGCAUCAGCGCUGACGUGAGGCCGACGUGCGGCUCCGCCCGGCUCGGUCCCCCCCACCCCCUGUGACGGGGGCAGCACGUACAGGGCGGCGGACUGAUGACCAUGGAAAUGGUUGAACAGGAUGACAAUGCAGUGGAUUCUAUGACAGAGAGAAGUGCUGGUCACCUUCAGAAUCAGCCAGGCCAAAGUCAGAUUUCCUCAGGAUCUGAGGUUUCUGUAGCUGCUUCCAGUGCUGGAAGAGGAUCUCCAGCUGUUACUCUAGUGCAGUUGCCUUCUGGUCAAACUGUUCAUGUCCAGGGUGUCAUUCAAGCCACACAGCCCUCAGUCAUUCAGUCACCACACAUGCAAGCUGUUCAGGUAGCAUCGAUUGCAGAUGAAGCUGCACAAUCAGAAGUGAUAAUUGAUUCUCAAAAACGUAGGGAAAUACUUUCAAGAAGGCCUUCAUACCGAAAAAUUUUGAAUGAGCUCUCAUCAGAUGCUCCUGCAAUAGCGAAGAUUGAAGAAGAAGAGAAGUCAGAAGAUGAAGGAACGCCUUCUGGUAUUUCUGCAAUGGCCAUGCCAACCAGCCUGUAUCAUACUAACACAGGGCAAUACCUUACCAUAUCUCAAGGUGGUACAAUUCAGACUGUGACAAAUUCAGGAGCUCCUCAGCCAGGUGCUACCAUUGUGCAAUAUGCAGCGCAGUCAUCUGAUGGCACACAACAGUUUUUUGUUCCUGGAAGCCAAGUUGUUGUUCAAGCUGCCACUGGAGACAUGCCAGCUUACCAGAUUCGAACUCCCACUACUACCUUACCUCAAGGAGUGGUUAUGGCAGCCUCGCCAGGGACUUUGCAUAGCCCUCAGCAAAUGGCAGAAGAGGCAACACGCAAGCGAGAGCUGAGACUUUUGAAAAAUAGGGAAGCUGCCAGAGAAUGUCGCAGAAAGAAGAAAGAAUAUGUCAAAUGUCUUGAAAAUCGUGUGGCUGUGCUUGAAAACCAAAACAAGACUCUCAUUGAGGAACUCAAGGCCCUCAAAGAUCUUUAUUGUCAUAAAGCAGAAUAACUGUCUUUCAUUUGGACCUCCUUUAUUAUGAACUUUAAUCAAGGCAUGAGAGGAAGCAAUUCUACAGAUUGCCAUAUGAACUUGAGAAAGAGACACUUGAGGCCCUUGUGGAACCCAGUUUUGCUUAGUGUUUUCAGACUGAUUUGGGAGAUAUUCCAAAAUUUGGAAUUCUGUCAUAGUCUCCAUACUCUGCUGAGCUUUCUAAUGGCAUGCAAAUGGCUUUUUUGUUUGCACUUUUUACUUCUGCUUUUUGCAGGGAAGCUGCUAAAGAAUGUCGACGUCGGAAGAAAGAAUACAUAAAAUGUCUGGAGAGUCGUGUUGCAGUGCUAGAAGUUCAGAACAAGAAACUUAUACAGGAGCUUGAAACCCUAAAAGACAUUUGCUCUUCCAAAACAGAUUAGUAAAAAUAUUUAUUAUACUGUGAACUAAGAUAUGUCCAGUUGCUUUGUAAGACAAUACAUAGCCAACAUGACUUACAGCUUUCUCUUUGUGUCAUUUAUAAUAUAUUCCAACUCCUAACAUUCCUGAAUGCUUUCCUGCUUUUUGUCAAUUCAUAGCUCUAAUUUCAGGUUUUUAAUGCACCAUCCUUCUGUCUCCCAAGGAGCCAAAAGUUAAAAAUAUAACAAAGUAAAAAAGCGCAUAAUUUCUAAGAGCUGUUUCUUUGCCAUAUAUUUACAUACUACUUUUUACAUGUUACUGAGUGUCCUGCACAUUCAAAAUAUUUUGCAGUUGUUUUAGAUGAAUCAUAAAGAUAAUGCAUCCAGUAAUACAAGAAAAUCAAACAACCCAAGGUAUCUCAGGAAAGAGUUUAUAAAAGAAUGUUAUGAUUAUAUGUAUGUACUAGCAUACUAGUCUACAGAUGAUUUUAUGGCAUAUUUUUAUAUUAGUUGCUUCGUGGAAAAAAGUAUUGUAUUGCUGUCACUGAGUGCCAUGGUUAAAGAUAGUUUUUAAUAGAACCAUGUUGUUUAACCUGUGUAGUGUCUGAUUUCCUUUAAAAACCUGGUUGAGAUGCUUUAAAAUCCACGAGUAUCUGAAAGAAGACAAAGGGAAAAAAGCACACCUAAGCUCAUGACAUGAUGAAAGUGUAUUGUAAAUACCUGUAAGAAGUUCUCUGUUAUAUAGCUGCUAUUUACUUAAAUUUUCUGUAAUCUGCAGAAUAUUUGAUUCAUUGGAGGUCUAUAUAUAUCAAAAUUUAAAUGUUCAUCCUGAAUACUUCACAUUCUGGAUCCUGUACACCUGUGGACAGUUGCCUGUAGUGAAGAUUGAUGGUGCAGUUCUUUUCACAGACUACUGACUGGUGGUCAAGGUCUCCUAAAGAAGGAAGCUUUCCAAUAAAUAGUAACUAUUUGCUGAUUCACUGGAUUCUGGAGUAGCCUACAGAUGAGAGCUGAAGAUUUUUAAAACAAACCCAUGUUUAAAACCUGAUUACAGCUCUCAUAAAUGCAGUAUGUGCCAACUUUCCAUUGUGCUUUGAAAAAACUAGUGCACAGGCAAAGUUGCUUCUGGGUAUUUUUUAAUUCAUGAGUGAUCUAAUUGUUUGGCCAGUACAGUCUAUGAGCAGAGCAUUUGGGAACUUUGCUGGAACUAAUAGCACCAUUGCCUUACUGAUGUGGUAGGAAGAAAGGGCUGAAUCCUACUUAAUUUGCUUUACUGAGGGGUGGGUGUGUGUGAGAGUGUGAGUGUGUGGAAGGGAGGAGGGAUGGAAUCAUACUGAAGUCAUUGAGACUUCCUCAUUUAAUUUAAACUCAAUUUGCAUUUAACCCUUUUCACUCUGACCCUGUUGGGAUGGAUUGGUUUAUGUAUAUUUUUUUUUUCCUAAAUUACUUGAAAUACAUAGGAUAAUUUUCUUGAAUAUUUUGAAAAUCACACUGGUACCUAAGUGAGACCAUUUGUAAGAAGAGGUAUUCUCUCUCACUUCCUGCAGCCACAUCAGUUGAUUUAAGGAGGUAACAAGAUGCCUUUGGCCUCUAAGACUCUGCUGGAGGUUUGGAACAAAAGUAAAGUAGACUUUGAAAUACCUUCUUCACUGUGAAAAUACAUCUGAAGUGCUAAGGUCAGCAGAAAUCAAAGGGUUUGUUCAGGUUGGACAGGAUGAAUGCAAUCUGAAGGUCCAUGUUGCAGCCUCUGUAGUGCAACAAGUUGUUUGUUGUGGCUCUCUCACUAAAGUCUGUUUUCUGUUACAAGUAGGCAUUGCUCCUGACUCACAAAGGAUUUGGAAACUUAAAUAGAAACUUUGUGUGUGGUAGAUGUAUGUCUCCAGUAAAAAGUCCCCUUUAUCUUCACAAUAGUAUCUGGUACUAACUACAGUUAGAAAUUUGAUGGGAGGAAUCCUUGUCUGUUCUACAUCUGUGUAGUUUAUACUAAUUUCUUUACUAGUAGAAUCAUAGAAUGGUUUGAGUUGGAAGGAACCUUAAAGAUCAUCUAGUUCCAAACCCCCGUGCCAUGGGCAGGGAUGCCACUCACUACUAAAUCAUGUUGCUUAGAGCUCCAUCCAACCUAGCCUUGAAUGCUUCCAGAGAUGGGGCAGCUACAUCUUCACUGAGCAACUUGAGUGAUAACCUCUGAGUAAAGAAUUCAUUCCCAAUAUAUGAUGUGAAUAUCCCCUCUUUUCUUUACAACCAUUGCCCUUUGUACUGCCACUGUCUGCCUGUGUGAAAAGUCCUCUUCUUUUUUCCUGUAAGUCUCCUAUAAGUACUGAAAGGCUCGGUGAGGUCUGUCUGGAGCUUUCUUUUCUCCAGGAUGAAAAAGCCCAGCCAUCUCAGGCUGUUUUCGUAGGAGAGGUGCUCCUGCCCUGUGAUUAUGUUUGUGACUCUCCACCAAACCUGCUCUAACAGGUCCAUGGCUUUCCAGCUGAGGCCCCCAGAGCUGGAUGCAGCGUUGCAGGUGGAGUCCUGCCAGAGCAAAGGGGCAGAAUCCUCUCCCUCACCUGCUGUCCACCCUGCUUUUGAUGCAGCCCUGGAUGCUUGGCCUUCAGGACAGCAGGCACACACUGAAGUAGAAUGAUGGAUGUGGUGUAGAAAAAAGCCUUUUCAAUAGUAUUCUUUAUAUAGAAACAUCAAGUGAAUCUGUGUUGGUUUAUUACAAGAGAAUUUGAGCACUGCCCAAGCUUUGAUUUGGCAGAGCCAGGAAUUUUGUUUUUUCAUUAUCAGGAAAAGAGGCCAACAUAGUUGUGUUUUUUUCCUUUCUGUUAGAAAACUGCAUUUCUAUGGUAUGAAAUUAUUUUCUUGCUGAAACCACACAAUUGCAAAUUUCUUUAAGAUAGACGGCUAAAGGAUUGACCUUUGAGGGAAAGUGUACAAAGGACUGCAUGGAUUUUGUUUUUUUUCAAAAUAGAUUUUCAUGUAGCUCAGGUAAAAUAGUCUCUUGUAAAAUGUCUUUAGCUUCCUAGAGUUGUGGGCGAUGAGGAAUGUAAUAGUCAGCUUCCUCUUAAGGUACAGCUUUGAGUCAUAGCUGUUUUCUUCUUAAACAGAUGUGCAAAGUGAAAUCUCUAUAGAUUAUCCAGUCAGAUCUUUCUUGACUCUCUAAAACAGCCUCAGCUGUUUGGGAUAGUGAAGAAAGGGAUUAAAAUAAGUAUAUUGAGUAAGUAAGUAUCCUCUACACUUUUGGGAGGACUUUUUGAUUGUUAGUCCUAUAGAUUUUGCUGUUUGCAAGAAGAAUUGCGGAUAUUUAUUUUUUUCUUUUCUGUACUGGUGCAGUGCUGAGGAGUGCAAGUUGUCUCCUGCUUGGUUUUCCUUCAGUUCUUGUCACAUGUAAUUGCAUAUCUCUACUGGUACCCUGCAGACAUCAGUGUAAUAGUUAAAUUCAGCAUGAUCUUUUCCUGAAUUAAGUAUCACUUCAAAGAAAACUUAGGGGUCUGCUCAGCUUCUGGUUUGGAUUGACUCAUUUUGUCCACAGUUUUUUCUGUUUCAUCCCCUUGGUGUUUAGUGUGUGGGUGUGUACAUGGCAAGACUGUAGUGAGUGCUGAGCUGUUAAGCAGCUGACAGAAGUAACUGUCUUUUGGUUGUCAGCCUUUCUGUAGAAAAUAUUGUCCUGUGGGGAGGGGGUCUAGUUUUUUGGAGAUUUUUUCUUAAGGCACAUGAGGCCCUUCUGGAUGACAAUAAAAGUGAUUUCAUUAUUCCAGCAAAAGUGUUCUUGUAUUUGCUUGAUUUAAUAACUGCGGAAAAUAAUUUAGGUAAAUUUUAGAGCAAUUUGAUAGUCUCUGAGGCCAUCUGGAAAUGGCAGGUCACAAAAAUCCAUUUAUUCUUCUGUGUCUAAUGAAUCUUUAGUCUAUUUUCUGAGGUUUCUGUUUUUUUCUUAAUUCUGAGUUAGAUCUUCCUUCUCGCAACAGGUUUGUUCAGUACAAUAUGAAGCAGAAGCUGUGUAUAUGCACUAAGUCCGAGAGAGUAGUGUGUGAGUAAAUGCUGCAUGUAGACUAAGGAAAAAAAAUAACUUCAUUGUAUUCAUUGACUUGAAUGGAAAAAACAGUGAAGGAAGUGUCUUUGUUAUGGUAACUGCUGAGCUUUUUCCUCUCCUUUAAUAGCCUUUGUCAGUGGAAUUGGGUGUGAUUAAUACAUCUUGUGAA
Catharus ustulatus (Swainson's thrush) is the source of this 5632-nucleotide messenger RNA. It is a transcript of the gene CREM, whose product is annotated as cAMP responsive element modulator. The record is from RefSeq and is a predicted model, not a curated record. Gene Ontology annotation, molecular function: RNA polymerase II cis-regulatory region sequence-specific DNA binding; protein binding; DNA-binding transcription factor activity, RNA polymerase II-specific. Bases 127 to 1071 code for a protein of 314 amino acids. NCBI's taxonomy places the organism in Eukaryota, Metazoa, Chordata, Aves, Passeriformes, Turdidae. Gene Ontology annotation, cellular component: ATF4-CREB1 transcription factor complex; nucleus. Gene Ontology annotation, biological process: regulation of transcription by RNA polymerase II. The transcript is spliced from 8 exons.